ACAUUGACAUUUUUAGGUGUGUUGUGUUUUGACUUUGACGUUUUGUUAAUUUUGUAAGCAAAAUUGGAAUAAUAUUCAUCGUAUUCGUGAAAAUUUUGGAAGAGCUCUUUAUUUGGGUAUUUACUCAUCCAACAAUUACAACUUAACUGCUUUAAAGGCUAAAAGAUGGGAGAACGCAAAGGCCAGAACCUUUACUAUCCCCCCGACUACGACCCUAAGGUCGGGGGGUUGAACAAAUUCAUGGGGACCCAUGCAUUAAGGGAGAGAGCCAGGAAACUGCACAUGGGUAUCCUGAUCAUCCGUUUUGAGAUGCCGUACAACAUCUGGUGUGAGGGUUGCAACAACCACAUUGGUAUGGGAGUGAGGUACAAUGCUGAGAAGACGAAGAUUGGCAUGUAUUAUACUACCCCGGUGUAUCAGUUCCGGAUGAAGUGUCAUUUGUGUGAUAAUCAUUUUGAAAUCAAAACUGAUCCAGGUAACUUAGACUACGUAAUAGUAUCAGGAGCCAGACGGCAAGAGAACCGCUGGGACCCCACAGAAAAUGGGCAGAUUGUUCCGGAAACUAAAGAGACACAGAAGAAGCUAUUUGACGAUGCCAUGUUCAGGCUGGAACAUAAGACUGGUGAUGAGGAUGCAGCUAAACUUGAUAAACCUAGGUUAGGGAGAUUGGUGGGCAGGAACGAAUCUGUCUGGAAAGAUGAUUAUGAAGCUAACUGCUCUUUGAGAAGGAAUUUUAGAAAAAGAAGAAAAGAACUGGAAGAAGCAUCCGUCAAUGACAGCCUGCUGCUAGCAAAAUCAUCGCUUGACAUAAAUCUUCUACCAGAGAAUGAUGAUGACAAAAACAUGGCCUCCCUCCUUUCACUGCGACCUUCCAGGAGUAUCGAGGAGUCUCAAAAUCAAACGAGGAAUAAGAUCCUUAACAUGCCAGCAUUACCUAGUUCUAGUGGAUUGCUGACCAGCUUUGGAGGCCUGAAGAGAGAAGAAUCAUUGAGUAAGAGUUCUAUGUUAACUAGACAUUCUUUAGGCAUCACUUUUAAGAAGAGUAGAGUAGAUAAUAGUUUGGAUAAGGCUAAAGAUAAAAUAAGUGAAAUCAAUGAUAGAAAAGAAGUUGAGGAUAAAAGUGAAAUUGAGGAUAAGAAUGCAAUAGAAGAAACAAUUGUUAAAGAUGACAAUGAUGAGGAUUUCGAAAAUGUUCAUGUUAAUGAUAAUAUUGUAAAAGAUGAAAAAGUUGAAAUUUGUGACCCUAAAAUAGGAAAAUUUGAGAAUUUAGAAACGGAAUAUGAAGAAAAAUAUACAAUAGCUGAUGCAGAAGAUAAAAUAAGUGUUCCUAAAUUUGAAAAAUCUGAGAAUAUAGAAACAGAUUGUGAAGAAAAAUAUACAAAAGCUUAUAUAGAAGAUGAAAUUAAAAAUGUUUUUGAAAAUACCACUGAUGAUAAAGAAGAAGUCAAAUGUAAAAAGAUAUCUUUAGUUUGUGAUUAUAGCUCUAGUGGAGAAGGCUCUGAUGGUUAGCCAGUUAUUUAAUUUCACUGCAUUUUGAAAGCAGAGUUAUAAAAUGCUUAGACCCUAAUUAAACUUAUGGCCUAUUUGAAUGGAUGAAAGUUAGAAGGCACAAAAGUAUAAAUGAAUAUGUUUGAUUAUGUUAAAAUCAUUUAGUCAAAUGGCUGAAUCAAAACCAGCACUUUUUAAAUGUAUGAAAAGUACAAAGAUAAUGUCCUUAACGCCUGCCCUAUACCACUUCCUAUGUGAGAAGAAGAGAUGGAGCAAAUAAACUCCUCAGUAACACAUGUCUGUUUGGUUUGAAGAACCUUUGAACUAAUUUGUAAGUUUCUGUUAUUGUGACAUUACUUUAUUUCCUACCUUGUAAUAUAAGCACUGAUUACAAUAUAAUGAAAUUUUAUAGAUACAUUAUAUUCUAUAAUUUGCGUAAUCAGAGCACCUGUUAAUACUAAAAGUAUAAAUUACAGAUGAAAUUGUAUACAAAAAGGAUAUAUUUAUUUAUUGAAAUAAAACACCAAAUAUCAGAUUCA
Messenger RNA from Helicoverpa zea (corn earworm), 2027 nucleotides. RefSeq names its product coiled-coil domain-containing protein 130 homolog. Gene Ontology annotation, cellular component: U2-type spliceosomal complex; post-mRNA release spliceosomal complex. Bases 166 to 1509 code for a protein of 447 amino acids. Gene Ontology annotation, biological process: mRNA splicing, via spliceosome. NCBI's taxonomy places the organism in Eukaryota, Metazoa, Arthropoda, Insecta, Lepidoptera, Noctuidae. The record is from RefSeq and is a predicted model, not a curated record. The transcript has 4 exons.